GAUGCUGCUCUUCUUCUUUGGUUUUCCACUUGGGUUUUUGGUUUCUUGUGGAUAUUCUUAGUAAAUAAUAAAUUAAAACCAUGUCGCUGUUGCAAAAACUAAGUAGAUCCGGUGUACCGAUGGCUUCAUUAACCUGUCGAGCUCGUAUGCCAAUGGCCAUUCGGUUUCUCAGCGGGGACACAGAAAAACCGGCGGAGGCAGCUACUCCCGUAGUGAAUACGGAAACAGCGGAGAUUGGUAGCAGCAAGGGAGGAUUCGCCCGUGCCUUCGACAAGUACACGGCUCCUGCCACGCCCCCACAGCUGCCGGAGGACAACCAGACCUUCGCCUCCCUGCUGCGCAACUCCAAGUUAAUAGAUCUGGGCAACGCUGAGGGCAAGGUGGUCAGUGGCAAGAUCUUCCAUGUGGUGGGCGAUGAUCUCUACAUAGACUUUGGCUGGAAGUUCCACUGCGUCUGCAGUCGUCCAGCUCGCAAUGCCAGCGACUACGUACGAGGAGCCCGUGUCCGACUGCGCAUCAAGGACUUGGAGCUGUCCACCAAGUUCCUGGGUUCGUCCAAGGACAUUACCAUUCUGGAGGCAGAUUGCCAGUUGCUGGGUAUCCUGUCCACGCCCACCCGCCAGUCGACGGCCAAAACAACGCCGAAAAUCGAAGAUAUCCUAUAAAUCCUUUAUUAAAACCAAGGUUUGUUAAACGUUA
Drosophila santomea is the source of this 699-nucleotide messenger RNA. RefSeq names its product 28S ribosomal protein S28, mitochondrial (gene mRpS28). The record is from RefSeq and is a predicted model, not a curated record. NCBI's taxonomy places the organism in Eukaryota, Metazoa, Arthropoda, Insecta, Diptera, Drosophilidae. The coding region runs from base 81 to 665 and encodes 194 amino acids. Gene Ontology annotation, cellular component: mitochondrial small ribosomal subunit. The transcript is spliced from 3 exons.